UGAGGGAGCUGGAUGAGUAGACCUUUACACACAGUCAGUGACUUUCAGCUUUAUUUAAGCUUUAAUUUAUCCUGAUGUAGUCAACGUUUAAACUUAGGUUCUGUUUUGUAUUUAAAAUACCAACAAGCUCAGACAUUUUGAAAAACGAAGAAACAGAUCAGCAGGAGUAGAUAACACAGAAAUGUCUGCAGUAACUUUGUCGCUCUGCUCGACUUUCCUGUUUUUUGGCGUUUUAAUGUUUGUCUCUGCAGAACAGAAAACCAUCACAGCUGAUUCUGGACAGGACGUCACUCUGACAUGUCGAGCUCCAGACAACAAAAUCAUAGCUUUAGUUUGGAUCAGAGCUGACCUGAAGACAGCAAAUGUGCUUUUCUAUGAGAAUGGGAGGUUUGUUCCAGAUGAUCAACAUCCAUUUUAUAAGAACCGGGUGGAUAUGCUGGACAGACAGAUGAAGGAUGGAGAACUAUCUGUGACUCUGAAGGAUGUGACAACUAAUGAUACUGGCACAUACGAGUGUCAUGUUGUCCAAGGAGUUGGAAAACAUUUAACUCUCAUAAGCAACAUCUAUCUUUAUGUUGUUCCUCCAGGUCAGACAGGAGGAGACAUAGAGGAUGGAUCUCUUGGACUGAUCCUUCGUCUGUCAGUUCCUGCUGUGGUUCUGGUGUUAAUUAUCCUUAAACUACAUAAACAUUGUGCGACAUUUUGGAAGCUGUGAUCCAUAGUUGCAGGGGGGCUGAUCAGGCAGAUUUUAUUCACUGUAAGUACAAAUGUAAUAUAAAAUCAUAUACUGGAUAUCAUAUGUAUACCAUGUGAUAUCACAUGUCUGAUCCAAAGGUAUUUCACAUCAACAUUUCGAGUCUCUCUAUCUUAUAUUUUUGCUCUUUACCUGACAGUGUCACCGUCAGUGUUGGUCAAGUUACUUGAAAAAAGUAAUCAGUAACUAAUUACUUCCCCCCAAAAGUA
This is a messenger RNA of Oreochromis niloticus (Nile tilapia), 963 nucleotides long. RefSeq lists its product as uncharacterized. The transcript is spliced from 3 exons. Gene Ontology annotation, cellular component: external side of plasma membrane. NCBI's taxonomy places the organism in Eukaryota, Metazoa, Chordata, Actinopteri, Cichliformes, Cichlidae. The record is from RefSeq and is a predicted model, not a curated record. Gene Ontology annotation, biological process: regulation of cytokine production; T cell receptor signaling pathway. The coding region runs from base 182 to 715 and encodes 177 amino acids. Gene Ontology annotation, molecular function: signaling receptor binding.